Molecule: messenger RNA, 777 nt
Organism: Fusarium sp. VM40
Lineage: Eukaryota; Fungi; Ascomycota; Sordariomycetes; Hypocreales; Nectriaceae
Source: the annotation of a GenBank genome assembly
AUGUCAUUUGCUCACUCCAACAUGCAGUCAGAUGAGCUCGCUGCUCUCCUGGCUCGCAAUCUCAGCUUCAACCCGAUUCCCGAGCCUGCCCCUGUUCCUCAAGAGGAACCCAAGGUAGACCACGCUGAGCCCAUUAUCUAUACCUCAGUUCACUACACCCAUUCCGCCCAUAUCUCUCAAGCAGCUCAGCACCAGGAAAUUCCUCGUCGUUCUUCAGAACCGCCCCAGACACAGGCGCCUAGCGUGGAAGCUAUCCUGCAGCAUUACGGCAUCAACCCAGCAACACUCACACCUUCACAACUCCAGCUUUUCAAGGUUGCGGAGCCUCCUCAGCAGGAGAGACUUGUCGAGCUUUGGAGCAUUUGCCCUCCUGGAAAUGGUGGUGAUAUCCCAGCUCUUGCGUGGAGUAGCACCACCGUUGAGCAUGAGGAGCAACUUGCCCGUCUACGUUACGAUCGACUGAACCACCAGCAACAAGUCAUGAGUCUGGAUGGAACUCAAGUACAAGAGAACGAUGGCAGAUGGGUUCGCACUGCAGAGCCUGAAAUGGAGCCAUACAUGGCCUCUGGCUACGAGGAGCUUAUGCGAAGAGAGCGUGAACGAGAGGCUCGGGACAGCCAGCCUAGGAGCACAUAUGGUCUUUACUCCCAUGCUACAGACCCUGCAUACAUGGGCCCCGACUAUGCCCGAGACCAGCAGUUACUGCAGAUGGCAACCCAGUACGGCGCUUACCAGGGAUUCCGAGCCCCUGAGGCGGACACGAUGGAUGUUAUGUAA